AUGUGGGUAUCAACCAUGUCUUACUCAUCUCUUCACAAACCAUAUUAUUAUUACCAUAAUAUUAAUAAUUUCCAUCAAAGAUGCCUCAACACCAACCUCCCUAAAUUCACAACAAGAGCUUCCUCUGCUGCACCUGGUGUUGACCUCAACACCCUUGAUUCUGCAAUUGCAAAGAAAGAUAGCAAUGCUGUUAAAGAGGCACUUGAUCAGCUGAGUGAAAUUGGUUGGGCCAAGAAAUGGAGUUCCCAGCCAUAUGUUUCACGUCGUACGACAUCAAUUCGAGAGCUGACAACUUUAGGGAUUAAAAAUGCGGAGAACCUUGCAAUUCCUAGUGUUAGAAAUGAUGCAGCUUUUCUCUUUACUGUGGUUGGAACAACUGGAUUCUUGGGUAUUCUGGCAGGCCAGCUUCCCGGGGAUUGGGGCUUCUUUGUACCAUACUUGAUUGGGAGUAUUUCCUUAGUGGUUUUGGGCAUUGGUAGCACAUCUCCUGGGCUUCUCCAAGCAGCUAUUAGCAGCUUUUCAGCAGUUUUUCCGGAUUAUCAAGAAAGGAUCGCUAGACACGAAGCAGCCCACUUUUUGAUUGCUUAUCUGCUUGGCUUACCGAUUUUUGGAUAUUCGUUGGAUAUUGGGAAAGAGCAUGUCAAUCUCAUUGAUGAGAGGCUUGAAAAGCUUCUGUAUAGUGGCCAGCUUGAUACUAAGGAGCUAGACAGAUUGGCUGUUGUAUCAAUGGCUGGACUAGCAGCAGAAGGUUUAACAUAUGACAAAGUGAUUGGUCAAUCAGCUGAUCUUUUCACGCUCCAGAGGUUUAUCAACAGAACCAAGCCACAACUCAGCAAAGAUCAGCAACAAAAUCUCACCAGAUGGGCAGUUUUGUUUGCUGCUUCUCUCUUGAAAAACAACAAGGGAAUCCAUGAAGCAUUAAUGGCGUCAAUGGCAAAGAAGGCGAGUGUACUGGAGUGCAUUCAAACAAUCGAAAGCACAUCAUAG
Molecule: messenger RNA, 987 nt
Organism: Vicia faba (fava bean)
Lineage: Eukaryota; Viridiplantae; Streptophyta; Magnoliopsida; Fabales; Fabaceae
Source: the annotation of a GenBank genome assembly